GCCUGAGGUUUGGAGGCGGCCUCCUACAGGAAGCGACUUGAGACCUAAGAUUUUUAGACUGACUAUGGGUUCGCUGGAAUAAAAAGGAAGAAACAAACAGCAUUGCAGCCAUCGGGACUGUCACAUGUCCCCUUAAGAGUGAACGCACCUUCACGCCUAACCCCGGAAAUGGGAUGUUGACCUCCAAGAGCUGACACCUGCGUUGAUCUUGAAAGGAAGAGUGGCAUUAGUGAUGUGGAAAAGGGGGUUUUAACUGUCAAGGCUGGAAAAUGUGACAGGGUUGGAGGUGUUUGGAGAAGGGACAGAUUUGAUAAGAUCAAAGCUGCAGGAAAAUGGACAGUGAGGUUCAGAGAGAUGGAAGGAUCUUGGAUUUGAUUGAUGAUGCUUGGCGAGAAGACAAGCUGCCUUAUGAAGAUGUCGCAAUACCACUGAAUGAGCUUCCUGAACCUGAACAAGACAAUGGUGGCACCACAGAAUCUGUCAAAGAACAAGAAAUGAAGUGGACAGACUUAGCCUUACAGUACCUCCAUGAGAAUGUUCCCCCCAUUGGAAACUGACACUUGGCUCCUUUCUUGUAUAUGGAUUUUCUAAAAGCACACAGAUAGAGCAUGUUUUGUUUCAGUUUCCUAAAUCAAAUCUUUGAGUAAUAAAUCAGCACUCAAAAAUGUAUACCCAUUUAGUUUGUGGUAGCAAAGUGCGUUGUGAAAAUGUUCACCAGAAUGAGAAACUGAGAUUUCUCAGUAAUGGUGAAUAUUUGGCUCUUUAAACCUAAAACUCUUCAUUGAGUAGCUUGUAUUUGAACAAGACUGAUUAAACAUUUGCCUUUACCUCUGAUUUUGCUUUACUGUCAAAGUUUAACACCUUCCGACUACUUAUGUGUGUCCUGUAACACAGGGGAUUGAACGUGUGAGAGGAAAAGGCAAAGGAAAAAGGAAGCCAGACACUGGGAGAGUUACUAACUUCUCAUACUUCCCCACAUUGAGAAGUGUUCAGAGUGUAUUUAGCCUGUAGAUGUUGUGAUAUGCAAAUAUCCCAUUCCCUGGUUACUGGCAUUCCUAAGAUUCUUCAUGGUAUUUUCAAACUUUGGAUAAAUUUACAGAUUAGAAAGAUAUCUGACAGUUACCUCUGUUCUCCCUACAACUUCUUUUUGUGCUGCUAGAAAGGAUCUUUGGCUAGGUGGACCACUAGUUUUAUUCAGUAGUGACAUUUCUUGUUUUCUCAAAGUCCUUUCAGUUAUAACCACCCCACUAUGGAAUCAGUAUUUAGUUACACAUUUGUAUAAGAACCUGUAUUUUGAAAAACACAUUUGUGUAUAUUUCCUGGAAUUAUUUGCCUGUUAAGCAGUGUCUUUCGUGUGCUCUCCCCAGAUGGUAAACGCUGUAAGAAGCAGCCCUGGCUGCCUGUAUCUGUAUCCCUUGUUGAAACUCUGAAAACACUGAAUAACUAAAAUCUCUUCUCAUCCUUUU
This is a messenger RNA of Chlorocebus sabaeus (green monkey), 1466 nucleotides long. It is a transcript of the gene ANAPC13, whose product is annotated as anaphase promoting complex subunit 13. The record is from RefSeq and is a predicted model, not a curated record. Gene Ontology annotation, cellular component: anaphase-promoting complex. Gene Ontology annotation, biological process: protein K11-linked ubiquitination. Lineage: Eukaryota; Metazoa; Chordata; Mammalia; Primates; Cercopithecidae.